This is a messenger RNA of Abrus precatorius (Indian licorice), 825 nucleotides long. Its product is annotated as embryonic abundant protein VF30.1-like. The transcript has 3 exons. The coding region runs from base 1 to 825 and encodes 274 amino acids. The record is from RefSeq and is a predicted model, not a curated record. Lineage: Eukaryota; Viridiplantae; Streptophyta; Magnoliopsida; Fabales; Fabaceae.
AUGGAGUUCAGAUUAUUAACCGUUUUAGCUCUGUUAUGUUUCUCUCUGAUGCGAAGUGAUGCAUCGCAAUCCGCAGAAGAGUAUUGGCAAUCCCUUUGGCCAAACACUCCUGUGCCCAAGCCUCUCUGGGAUCUUGUGCUGCCUUAUAUCAAAACCCAUUUGCCUAUUGAAGUCGAAGAAGAAAAACAGUAUUGGACUAUAUUUUUCGAACAUGAUCUUCAUCCUCAAAAGAUAAUGAAAUUGGGGCUCCCCAAGCAUUUUGAUAAUAGUCAACCUUUAGAACUAAGGGGGAGGCUUAAAACAAGUCAACCUUUUGGAGCAUGGUUGCGUGCAAGAGCAACAGAGAGAUACAAUCUUCAUGAGGUUUGUGGGAAACAUGCUGCUAAAGGAGAAGACAAGCAUUGUGCAUCAUCCUUGGAAUCAAUGGUGGAUUUUGCCAUUUCAAAGCUUGGGAAGAAUAUUAAGGUGAUUUCAAGUUCCUUUGCCCAAAAUCAGGAUCAAUACAUUGUUGAGGAAGUGAACAAAAUCGGAGAAAAGGCUGUCAUGUGUCAUAGAUUGAAUUUUGAAAAGGUUGUAUAUUAUUGUCACCAAGUCAAUGCAACAACGACUUAUAUGGUUCCAUUGGUGGCCUCUGAUGGGACUAAAGUUAAGGCACUAACCAUUUGCCACCAUGAUACAAGUGGUAUGGAUCCUGAAGUGCUUCAUGAAGUUCUCAAAGUCAAGCCUGGAACUGUUCCUGUUUGCCAUUUUGUUGGCAAUAAGGCUAUUGCUUGGGUACCCAAUCUAGUCACAAAUGAAUCUAACCAUCCUUGUGUUCAUGUUUAG